This is a messenger RNA of Oikopleura dioica, 1230 nucleotides long. NCBI's taxonomy places the organism in Eukaryota, Metazoa, Chordata, Appendicularia, Copelata, Oikopleuridae. The record is from the annotation of a GenBank genome assembly.
AUGCUCCGGACGGGAACGAGUGUUAUCGUUCAAAUAACGCGUUCCAAAUCGUAUCAUGGAAUCUACCACUCGCGCGUUUGCUGGGCGACGAAUGAAUCUGUAGGGCGGCAUCCAAACUUCCAAAUGUUUCCUGACCCCCGAGUGCCAUCAGCUGCUCUUGUCGACAAAACAAGCUGGCGUCGAUUCGGUGGACGCAAGUCAAAGCUCUGGCGCAACGCUCGCCGAAGAAAAUAUCUCUUCGACGACGAGUACAAAAAGCAGCGCUACGAAGACCUCUGCGAGUUCAGCAUCAGUCUGGUUCGACACGAAGAGCUUAUGCCCUCCAACUACGUGCGAUUCCACAUUCCUCGACAAAUGACCAAGUACGAGCUUUGGGACUACUUGAAUAAGCUCUACGACGUCAAGAUGGCUGAAAUCGAGCUCGAGGCCGUUCUGCCCGAGCCAUAUCAACACAUGAACAUCGAUGAUCCAGAAAACGAAAAGUAUCAAAAUUACAGCGACAAGUUCUUCCUCCAUGAUGGAAACUCGCCAAACUACUUCUCAAAUCAGCGAAACGAAGGGUAUGGCUGGAGAGAUCACCUGCACACUACUCCAACUACUCUACGAGAAUCGUCUGGCUACUGUAUCGCCCACUGCUAUCUUCCUGCUGGCGAGCAGUUCCAAUUCCCUGAACUCUUUGAUAGCGGAAACUACGAUUACUACAAUGAUCUAAUGAGUAUGACGAAGGUUCAGGAAAAAUUCAGAGCGCGAAUGAAAAUUGACGAAAAAGGAAACGGAGAGCAUCUUCUUUCCCGGGCGUUUGCAGAUGCGCCUUUGUCGUCUGGUUUCGAAGCUCCUGAACACGACGCCCAAAUGGUCGACGAGUAUCAGAAUAGAAGCGCAGCGAUUGAAAAAGCAGAGGAAGACAUCGAGCAUCAUUGGAAAAUUAUAAAUCAACUGUCGCCAAAUGAAGAAGCGGAAAUCGCAUUUAGAAAAAGACAAAUUAACAAUUUACACGAAUGGAUAAAGAUAUGGACUGAAAAAGCGGACGCGAUAGGGGACGAAUAUGACCACGUUGUCCAAAGCUUCAAAAAAUUUGAAGCAGUCGGCCAAGAAUCAUAUCGAAACGACAACAGCUUCAAGAACAUCUUUAAACUAAGUGGAAAGAGCAAAGACAAAACGGAAAACGUCACACUCUCUUCGCGCGAUCUACAAGGCAUUGUUUCUGAUUAUUACAACGCGAAGAGUUGA